CAAGUGCGGUGCAGCCUACAUCUCAAGACUGCACCUGAACUUCAACAGGGUUUUUUUUUUCUUUUGUAACCAGGAUACCCCUCAGCUGGACCUCUGUGCGCUUACGCACGACGCUCUGCAAAGUGACAAUAAAAAAUCUCCGCAAGGACUGAGAGUACCAUCUGGAACGAACCAUGGCAUCCAACAGCAUAUUUGAUUCAUUUACAACCUACUCACAGAGCUUCUUGCGGGAUCCCAGCACUAGCAGGCGCUUCACUCCUCCCUCCACAACGCUGACGUCCAGCUCGGGGAAGAUGAGCGAACCAGUGUCACUGACUCAGCCCAACCCGACAGGGUUGUCCCGAAUCCGGCCUGAGAACCGCACGGUGGUAGAUGUCCUGCAGGAUCACGCUGGCGAAUUAGUCCGGACUGACAGCCCCAACUUCCUCUGCUCGGUGCUGCCUUCCCACUGGAGGUGUAACAAGACACUGCCUGUGGCAUUUAAGGUUGUGGCUCUCGGGGACGUUCCGGACGGAACCCUGGUCACUGUGAUGGCCGGGAACGAUGAAAAUUAUUCUGCGGAGCUCCGGAACGCUUCGGCUGUGAUGAAGAACACGGUUGCCCGAUUUAACGACCUCAGAUUUGUGGGAAGAAGCGGACGAGGUAAAAGCUUCACACUGACAAUCACUGUAUUCACCAGUCCUCCUCAAGUUGCCACCUACCACAGAGCCAUUAAAGUCACUGUUGACGGACCCAGAGAGCCACGCAGGCACAGGCAAAAGCUUGAAGACCAGACGAAACCCAGCACCAUUUUCUCGGACCGUUUGAGUGAGCUGGAGCGAUACCGGCAGACGGCAAUGAGGGUCGGUCCGUCAGCUCCGAGCCCAAGACCGUUGAAUGUGCCUAGCCAUUUCAGCCCACCAACCCAAACGCAGAUCCAGGGCAACUCUGAGAUCAGCCCAUUCACAGACCCUCGUCAGUUUGAGCGCCAGUUUCCUGGACUGUCUUCACUCACAGAGUCGCGUUUCUCAGAUCCGCGUAUGCACUAUCCUGGAGCAAUGUCUGCUGCCGCCUUCACCUACUCCUCUACACCAUCCACAGGGGGCAUUGGUGGCAUCAGUAUGACAGGUAUGGCAGCCACCGCUCGCUAUCAUACCUACUUGCCACCACCUUACCCUGGAUCGGCCCAGAACCAAAGUGGACCCUUUCAGACCACCUCCUCGCCAUAUCAUCUGUACUACGGUACCUCUGCUGGAUCAUACCAAUUCUCCAUGGUUGCUGGAGAACGCUCACCCACCAGAAUGUUGCCUUCCUGCACCAGUGUAUCUACUGGAAGCACACUUAUGAAUCCCAAUUUGGCCAAUCAGAAUGAUGUCGUGGAUGCUGACGGCAGCCAAAGCAAUUCUCCAACAGCUAUGACAGCCACGGGGCGCAUCGACGAAUCAGUCUGGAGGCCUUAUUAGACAACCAAAGAUGUAUGAGCAGCAGUAAUUGUUCAAAAGUCCAUGAUAUCUUCUCUCUAUGCACUGUAAUGAAUUCGAGCUGUAGUAGGGAGAAUAGGUGGAGAGAAAAAAUAUCCAAAAAUGUCCAUGUAUUAAGUAUGAUAUUUGGCUAAAGGCACGUAUUGUAUAUACUUUCAGUUAAUAGAUAAGCCAUCAUGGAAAACAAUCAGCCCACCUUACAGUGGCGAAAUGGCCACCAAAUCAAAAAGACUUCCAACCAAAGGUGAUUACCAUCACAUUUCAUAAGUAACAGGUGGCUUGGCGUAGGUUGGAUGUGAUUAGUGUUUUGGCCUCUUACAAUGAUCAGCUGCUGAUCAUUUGUGGUUAUAUAGUUGGCAGUGCCUAUAUGGAUACAGGAUUAUUUUCUGCUAUGGUGUGACCAUAGUAUUUCUGCACUUGUGUUUUUUUAUUAACUUUAUCAAAAAGAUAGUACAUGGACAGAAUUUCUGCAACGAUCACAUUCAAGGUUGGCAUUCAGUAGACAACAGAAAAUCUUGCAGUCCACACAUUACUUGCCUAUUUCACCAGAGGUUCAGAGAAGCCAUGUUAAUUUUUUCAUAAACACCAAUAACAGAAAAUAAAGGCCACAAGACAUUAUCUGAUGACUGUUGAGCAAACAUUGGAAAAUUGUGUUUGGUUGUUUUUUUAUCCCCCACGUGAGACAGUAAUGCAAGAGCUAGAUGAUUUAUCAAAGCAUUAGAUGUUCAUAUUCUGAAAUUAUCCAGGCAAUUCAGUCUGCAGUCUCCUCAUGAAUCACAAGGACCAAAUCACUAUCUUAGAUUCCCUACAUAGGGCACACUUCGAAAUGUUCCAGAAAUCUCAAUUGUUUUACACUAUUACUGCACAAAUUAUUUUUGGAAUCAGAAUUUGACGUACUUAAAGAUCGAUACUAGUUUCCUUGGUGGGUAGGACUGCGUUCAUACUGCAGGUUUUAGUUUUACUGAAACCCUAGUGCCAAUCCGUAGCAGUAGAUUUAGAAUGUUGUCCACUUUGCACAAGGUACUUGAAGUAACAGUGACUUUAACAAGCUGCAAAUGCCUUGAUGUCCACACCACAUCUGUGAGAUAUCGGCAUUCAUCUUCAUGCUUACCACUCAAUCAGCAAAAAAACUAGGUACGUGGUCAGAUGGAACAGGCUGCAAUUAUUGUGCUCGCUGCGGACUGCAAUGUAAAACGCACUGAGAUACAGUGGUACUGAUCAGCUGGUGACAUUCUUUAAAUGCUUCAUGGAUUUGUGAUAAGUAUGUGUUCCUAUGGAUGUAGCUGGAUGAUAAAUCAAUGGCACAUUAGUAGAGAUUGCCUCUGCCCUUCCUACAUGAGCCUUCGCAUGGCUGAUACGCAUGCAUAGUAUUUAUUCUAAAAGCAAUGCUUUAUUCAAGCUUUCAGUUGGUCAUCCAUAUUUUACACUUGAUUGCCUGUGAGUUGCUGCACUUAUCUACAAAACCAUAAAUUGACCAAAAUGCAACUACUUUUUUUUUCAAAUAAUAUAAUGGCAUGGCAUUGUGGUAAUUUUGUUGGAUUUUUAUUAAAAUAUGGAUGAUGAAUUAAUAACUUAAGUAACAGAAAUAUUUCUGAUUAAGAUGAUUGGAAAAUUGGGUAAUUGCUGUCUUGGUUAUCCAAAAUUAUCCUUAUUGAGCAGACUAGUAAAUGGCCAAUAUAUAGAUGAAAGAAAUCUUGAAGGUUAUCUUCAAAUGUUUUCCUUUCAUAGUGGGCUUUAUCCUAGUUAUACUUCCAUCUUCAUUUUGCACUCAAAUUCCCUCAUGAGCCAAUGAUCUUAUUCCUGCACCAUUCCCAUAUCCCAGAAAGAAACGUUCUAGUUCCUUCAAUCUCAGGAGAAUUUUCUUUCAGCACUGUGAAGCUUUGGAUGCACUUGCAAUGGUGAAAAUAGGGGAUUAAAGAUGAGUUUUAUUAAAUUACUAACUUCGUGUGCAGUGCGUAUUCUGUUACAGCCUGUUACGUCACUGGCAUUUCGGGCAGCAGUGAGGCUCCUCCAUCUCUGGCGGUGUUCAGGGCUUUUGUCAUCAUGUCAGUAGCUUCCUCUCAGUUUUCACUACUGUCAGUCAUGCAAGUCCUGGGCAGAUACUCAGGAAUACCGUCACACUCAGAUGUAGAGUGAUUCUUCAUUGCUGUUUCCAUAACAAUAUAGUUUGACCGGUAAGGGUUGUUAGCCCUGAGCUGAACCCCCGAACCUGGAGGACUGCUAGACCACUCUUAGUCUGGAACUCUACCCUUUGACCUCAGUGACCUUACCAAAAGCCAAAGCACAAAGCCCUGAAUUCAGCCGACAUAGAUCGCCGGAUCAUUCAGACACAGAAGCCUCCAAAUCACAACAAAGUUAAGGUCCUCUUGGAGGUUCAUAUGCAGUGGCUCCCCAAAAAUUCCCUUGUAAAACACUCAUACAUAUUCUUAAUUUGGAAAUUAUUUAUAACUAACCAUUGACAGUCUACAAAAUGUCAUUAAUUUAACUCUGGGAUGGUCCCCAGUUCUUUGUCAUCAGUACAUUAUUUGUAGGUCUGCUCUAUCAGGGAUUAGAUGGAUAAUUCACUUGUAAAAUUCGAAGGCCUGUUGCGCCUCAAUUUUUUGAAACUGCUCAGUCACAGUAAAGAAGUUAAAAUUUAACAAGAAAAUUAAAAAGUAAUACCUAGAUUCCAACAUUAUGAUCAAUUUGUUUCACAGUGAGGCUGUACACUAACUACAAGUUAAUUUUUUUAUGAAUGUCCAACUUAAAUCCAAGUUGAUUGAAUAAAUAUUUCUGUACCUUUGUAAACAGUUUUGAAGAUUAUUUAUGAUCUGCUAAACUUCUUCUUUCAAUCUUAGCACAAAUUCUUAUAAAGAGACCUUUGUGUCUUAUUUUUUUAAAUCUACAGACGGUUUUGAUUUAAUGUAACCAAGUAUAAAACCUAUAACUUUCAUAAUGGCAUUAUUUCCCAGGACGGUCAAAGAUUAUGUCUUAGCAAUUCAAUAAAAUACAGUUCAUAUUGAGCAUUUAAUGGUAGGACACAGAUGCUGUGACGGAGUCUUUCUCCAUGCUAUGGAUAUUGCUGCUUUAUGUCAAAAUACCAUAGGCUGGGGUAUUUGGUCAAGUAUUAAGGAAGAGGAAGGUUUUCACUUCAGUGUCCUCACAUAAUACAAGGUGUCCCAUCAUUUUCAGUAGAUACAGAUCUAGACUAGGAAUACCUUUUCCAAGAGGUACAUUUUAGUAAAUUAAACUAUUUAGGCAUCCAAGAUAUUAUUUUAAGUAGGAUGUUCACCCCACUUUCUAUAUGGUUGACAUAAAGCAACGCAUUUAACCAGUGGCUUACAUUUCACACCUUUGGUAUAAAUAUAUUUAUUUUCCAAAAGAGAAGCAGAAUAUAAUCUUGGUGAUUACAAUCUUGUAGCUUUAAUAUGGCUUUAGAAGGCCUAUGUCUUUAAAACAAAAAGUGUCAGCUUCACUUUUUUUCCAGCUUAUCUAGUCUGAGCGUUAUGUCUCCUUUGUAAUUUAUUUAUUAAGAGUGGGAGCUGGAAGCUGUCCACAUGCAAACGUUUAUAUUUCUGUACAAAUGUAUCUGGAUUAAGCAGUAGCACUUAUAGAAAGGUGUCAGGUUACACACUUUUUUAAGUUUGUUUCAGUGCAAAAUUCCAUCCUAUUUAAUAAUUGAAUAUAUUUGUUCUUCAAAAGAUUAAUUAUUUGCCAAGCUGGGCUUUUUAAAAGAUUGGAGUAUUAUUUCAUUUUUUUUCUUAUUUGAGAAAUGACAGUUCUAUUGUAAGCUGUGAGUUCGGGCUGCAGGCAGCAUUCUGGAAAGCAAAAUAUGUUCCCACAAUGUUCAGAUUCAUCCACGGUGUAAACUUUGUCUUCACAAGGGCUUUCCAGUUAGCACAGUACAAGAAGUCACAGUGGAGGCAUGGGACAGGAAAUCUCUUAGAUUUGCCACAACCAAUAAACAACUGAGCCAAAAUGGAACCUGGUAGCCAAAGACACUUCAUCAAUCAAAAGCAAUGACUCUUUUGGCCACUUUCUAUUAUCCUUAAUUGGUAAUCAGAACUUAAGGGUUGCUAUAUGCUGUGUAGUUUUGCCCUCUUCCUCCUCCCUCCUCUGCAACAGAAUGUUAAAUUGAACCAGUCACAGAUCUGCAGAAUUAUUUAGAUGAGAACCUACAAAUUAGGUGUUCCGAUAGCACCACUUGGCACCUCUGCUGACCAUUACAGUAUGAAAUGGGGUGGGGCUGAGACUGAGGUGGGGUUGACAUUUUCUUUGGUGGCCACACUCCGCCUGAUCAAGAUGGACUAUCUCACAGGACCCUGCACCAAAACUAAGCCAGUAGGCAGUAUCAGUGUUACAUCCAAUGGACAAUGUCUUGCGCAAUAACCAAUCCAAAGUUGCAACUGAUUGUGAUACCCUACGUACUUGCUUAGAACUUGAGAGCCAACAGCAGAGGUUUCACCCAAAGCAUCCAUAUGGGUUGGCUUGUUUCUGGUUUCCAUGCACAGCCCUACCAAGUAUCAGCUCAUUGACUUAUAGGUACCUUGUUUUCUAGGGGAGGAGAGGUAAUAAUGUGUAAUUUUGAGACAUUUUGUUUGUAAAAAAAAACCUGUAUUUCUAGCCUAUGCUUUCAUGCUGAAGAUAACAGCCUAAAAUAUUAAAAUUGAGGAGAAUUCAAUUUUGUAAGAUAAACAUUUUCCAUGCAUAAAUGUACAUAAUAUAAACAUAGUUCAAUGCUUGCCAUAUAUUUACCAUAUGCAUCCAAACUACUGCCUAUUUUGUUUUAAAAUAUGCUUUUUCCAAGCCAUUUCUGUCACUGCUGAAUGCUUUGGCUGUGUCAAAUAGUUGCUUCUAACAUUAACAAAAUUCUGCCUUUAAAACCACUUUUGAUGGUUUGAAAUUGUAAAACAACAAAAAUAUCAUUAAAAUGGAAUUACUGUACUUCAGACUCCUGUAAAGCAUAGAUUAUAUUCUAUCGUUGAGAUUUUUUUUUCACUUUGUGCUCUUGAUUAAUCACUGGAAUUGUGCUUCAAUAAAAAUGGCCUU
This is a messenger RNA of Hypanus sabinus (Atlantic stingray), 6488 nucleotides long. RefSeq names its product runt-related transcription factor 3-like. Gene Ontology annotation, biological process: neuron differentiation; hemopoiesis; regulation of cell differentiation. Gene Ontology annotation, molecular function: DNA-binding transcription factor activity, RNA polymerase II-specific; RNA polymerase II cis-regulatory region sequence-specific DNA binding; ATP binding. The record is from RefSeq and is a predicted model, not a curated record. Gene Ontology annotation, cellular component: nucleus. The coding region runs from base 174 to 1442 and encodes 422 amino acids. Lineage: Eukaryota; Metazoa; Chordata; Chondrichthyes; Myliobatiformes; Dasyatidae. The transcript has 7 exons.